Molecule: messenger RNA, 2157 nt
Organism: Tachysurus fulvidraco (yellow catfish)
Lineage: Eukaryota; Metazoa; Chordata; Actinopteri; Siluriformes; Bagridae
Gene: ctsc
Product: cathepsin C
Exons: 7
Coding region: 125-1483 (452 amino acids)
Cellular component (GO): lysosome
Molecular function (GO): cysteine-type endopeptidase activity
Source: RefSeq, a predicted model, not a curated record
AGAGCGGGAAGUUCCCCGUUUAACUUUGUCUCCGGACGAGCAGAAAGACACCCGGAGUCUCAGCAGAUAACUGACCGGAAACAAAGCGUUUGUCCACCGCCUAGCUGCUCAGGACGUGUGCGUGAUGAAGGCGUGUUUGUUGUGUUUGGUGGUGUUUAGCUGCUUUAGCGGCUCUUUAAGUGACACACCAGCUAACUGUACUUAUGAAGAGCUGCUGGGAACCUGGAUGUUCCAGAUCUCUAAUGUAGGACAAGAUAAAACCAUCGACUGCUCUACUGCUGGUCCACCAGUGAAGUCAGUGACUGUGCACUUGCAGAAAUUAUCUCAGGCUGUUGAUGAUCUUGGAAAUACUGGUUUCUUCACCAUCAUCUACAACCAGGGCUUCGAGGUUGUUCUCAACGACUACAAAUGGUUCGGCUUCUUCAAGUAUUCCCAAGAAGGUUCUGUGGUCAAGAGUUACUGUGAUCAGACGCUUCCUGGUUGGGUUCAUGACGUUCUGGGAAACAACUGGGCCUGUUUCACUGGGAAGAAAGUUCAGCGUGUGGCUCCUAAAACCUCCUUCAUCCGUCCACCUAACCCGUUCCUGCAGCUGUAUAAACAUGACACAAGCUUCGUGGAGCGUAUAAACUCUGUACAGAGCUCAUGGAGAGCUGCAGCCUACAGAGAGCAUGAGAUCCUCACCAUCCAGGAGCUGACACGAAGAGCAGGAGGACGCAAGUCCCACUUCCCAAGACGUGUAAACCCCGCCCCCGUCACCCCGGAGCUUCUCAAGAAGGCUGCCGGUCUGCCAGAGCAGUGGGACUGGAGGAAUGUGAACGGCGUCAAUUACGUCAGUCCAGUACGCAAUCAAGCGUCGUGUGGUAGCUGCUACUCCUUUUCGACGAUGGGGAUGCUGGAGUCACGAAUCCGAGUCCAGACCAACAACACACAGCAGCCGAUCUUCAGCCCUCAGCAGGUCGUCUCCUGCUCACAGUAUUCCCAAGGUUGUGAUGGCGGUUUCCCGUACCUGAUCGGUAAGUACGUGCAAGACUUCGGCAUCGUCGAGGAGAAGUGCUUCCCUUACGCUGGCAAAGAUUCUCCCUGCACCGUCGCCACCGACUGUCCUCGCCAUUAUGUCUCAGACUACCACUACGUCGGCGGCUUCUACGGCGGGUGCAACGAGGCAGCCAUGAUGAUCGAGCUGGUGAGGGACGGACCGCUGGGCGUGGCCUUUGAGGUUUACCCCGACUUCAUGAAUUACAAAGAGGGCAUCUAUCAUCAUACAGGCCUGCGGGACUCCAUCAAUCCUUUUGAAUUGACCAAUCAUGCAGUGCUGCUGGUGGGCUACGGGCGGAACCAGGAGACUGGCGAGAAAUACUGGAUCGUGAAGAACAGCUGGGGAACCGGCUGGGGCGAAGACGGCUUCUUCCGCAUCCGGCGUGGGACCGACGAAUGCGCUAUAGAGAGCAUCGCCAUGGCAGCCAAGCCUGUCUCUCAGCUGUGACGUCUCUGCGUCUCUCUGCCUUCUCUAGUCGGAUUCUCUUAAGACUUGCUUAUUUGUGUUUGCUUUUAAAAAGGGAAAAAAGAAACCGCUGUCCCUCUUGGCUGUGUCCCAAAUCCUUCCUCUGUUUACUAGGUAACUACUUAUGGUAGUGUGAAAUGUGCUGCAUAGAAUAGAGGUACGGAGUCGGCGACAGCCUCAAGAACGUCAGCGGUUCUUUUAAAAUUGAUUUAGUAAGCAGUUGUUUUAAAUAAUUUCUAUAAUUAUUAUAAUUUUUUUUACAAAUCAUGUCACUCUCUUCUUUUCACUGUGGUGCCUUUCGAUAGUCUGGACAGAUCUGCUUCACUGAGAUAGGGAUGAUUUUUUUUUUUUGAGCAAUAGACGCUAGCUGUUUUCAUCGUCCGUGGCUCCGCCCCAAUCGUGUUACCUCACCUCACCCUAAUAACUGACCCUUGUUGCUCUAGCAGAUUUAAACGGUUAUAAAAAGCGACGCACUGUUUGUUUGCUCACUGUUCAAGGAGUCGGCACAAAUUGAUCACGCGUAUUUUAGUUCCAUUGUAAUUUCCUCGUGCUUUCAAAAUGUUCAGCAGCUAAAAGUUUUAUUAUUGUUUUUUUUUUUUUUUUUAAUUGGAUCAUUUUAAUGAUUUUGUGCAAUAAAGGCUGAUUUUUACAAAUGA